Adineta steineri is the source of this 1596-nucleotide messenger RNA. Lineage: Eukaryota; Metazoa; Rotifera; Eurotatoria; Adinetida; Adinetidae. The record is from the annotation of a GenBank genome assembly.
AUGAACUGUCUAUCAUUGUUCAUUUUUAUUUCAUUAUUAACAUUAAUUAAUAGUGCAUAUAAUCCAAUACCAAUUGGAGCUGUUAUUAUUUCUACUGUCUCACAAAUAUUUGUUAUGCAACCAAAAGAAUAUGGUGGUGAUGAUAGUUUAAAUAUUAUCUAUACAGCAACGAAUAAUAUGUCUAUAAUUAAUAGUGUUUAUGAUCCAUCACUUCGUAAUCUUUAUAUACUUUUUACAAUUCCAACUUCGAGUAAUAUUUAUUUAUGUCAAUUAAUGUCACUUGAAACACUUAGUUCAACUAUUUACACUCUACCAGUGACAUUUAAUAUAACUAAUAUAAAUCAGUUGAAUUCAUUUACAUCAGAUAUUAUUAAUCGACGUGUUUUUCUUACGGAUCAAACAGGUGCUAUGACAUUAUUUUCUAUGAGUGGUUUAAUGAACAUUAGUAUAAACAAACCAGCAAAUAUGACCGAUCAAGUACGCUCUAUUGCUUAUGAUAAUACUUAUAAUAGUAUAUAUAUUAUAACGGAUACAAAAGUGAAUAAUUGUACUAAUUUCAAUAAUAAUAGUCUUCAAUGUUGUGAAGGAUUAGCUCGAGGAAAUCUACUUCGUUCAAUAGGAUUUGAUGUUGUAUCAGGUCAAUCAAUUACUUAUGUACUUGAUGCUAAUUCAGGUAUUUAUCAAGUUGCAUUUGAUACAAAUGGAUGUCCAACAGCUCUUCAUCCUAUAAAUACACUUGGAACUUUUCAGAAUCUUUAUUUUGCUAUUGAUCGUGGUUUAUAUUUUGCUUCUGGAACUGAACAAGGUGCACUAGCUAAUUCAAUUUUAAUUAUUGCUAAUGGAACACAAGCAACAAGAACUGUUCCAGUUAGAUUUACAAUUGUUGCAUUACAUGUUUCAAAACCACCUACAACGUCAACUGCACCUACAGAAGAAACUUGCUUUCAUGGUAUAACAUAUGGAACUUAUCGUGCUGCAGUAAUACUUGCAGCUAUAUUUGGUACAAUUAUGGGUAUAUUUAUGUGUUUUAAUGCUUUAUUCUGUAUUGAUUUCUUUAUGACAAAACGUAUUAUACGUGGUUUGAAACAACAAAUUCCACAUAGUCUAUUAGAAGAUCGAUGGAAUAGAUUAGUUGAAGAAAAAUAUGCUAAAAUUGCACUUGAAAAACAACGAAAAAAAGAUGAUCCACCACCAGCACCUCGUAGGUCAUCUAUUAGUGGACGAAAAAAAUCAUCACUUACAGCUGGUGAUGCCAGAACUAGUAAUCCAGCUACUGAAGAAAGUACAAGUCGUACUGAUUCUCUUACAGUUUCUAAUCCAAUACCAAAAAUAUCAUCAUAUAUUCGUCGUAAAAGUGAUAGUUAUUUUAAUCGUCGACAAAGUGAUGAUUAUCGAGGUGGACAUUAUCAAGCAAGUGCACAUUUUCCAGGAAAUGAUGCAUCGCCUAAUCCGCGAUCAAAUCCACAACGAACUACAGUAACAGCAGCACCUCAAAUUCAUAUUGAACGAGUUGAAGAAGAACAUGAUGGCCAUGGAAAACUCCGAUCAAAUCUUAGCCGACGGGAAUUACUUAAAGAUGAUGCUGAAUUUCUAUAA